AUGGGCAUCCCAGCCAACAAGAAAACGGUCCUUAUUACCGGCUGCACCCCGGGAGGAAUUGGCCACGCGCUGGCCAGGGAGUUCCACGCCAAAGGACUUCAUGUCAUCGCUACCGCCCGGCGCCCGGAAGUCCUCCAGGACCUCGGGGACAAAGGCAUGACGACGAUUGCUCUCGAUGUCACCAAGGCCGAGAGCAUUGCCGAGUGCAAGCAGAAGGUGACGGAGUUGACAGGCGGACGCCUCGAUUUCCUCGUCAACAACGCGGGCCUCACCCACACCGUCCCAGCUACAGACAUCAAUAUGGACGAGGUGCGCCGGACAUUUGAGACGAACGUGUUCGGUGUCAUGGCUAUGGUCCAGGCUUUCGUACCCCUCAUGAUCCCAUCACGAGGUCUCAUCAUCAUGAUCAGCUCCCUGUCAUCAGUCUCGCCGUAUGUCUUUGGCUCAGUUUAUACUGCAACAAAGGGGGCGUUGAAUUCAUACAGCCGCACACUCCGCCAGGAGUUGCGCCCCUUCGGUGUUCGAGUGAUGGUAUCCAUGACCGGCACUGUCAAGAGCGAUAUCGCAAAGCUUAACCGCGAGCUUCCACCCAACUCUUUAUAUACUCGCGUCAAAGACCUGUAUGCAAAGCGUCUGAAAUUCUCCCAGAACAAUGCUACUGUCAGCACAGAGGACUUUGCGAGUCAGCUGGUGGCGGAAGCGUUGAAGGGAGAAGGCUGGCUCGGAGGCUGGCUUGGCGGUGCCAGGAACUGGUUCUGGGCUGGUGGCAUGGCAGGAUCAGUUUGGUUGGCAAGAUUGCUAUUUGGUGAAUGGCUCUUGGAUGAACUUGCGUACAAGAAGUUUGAGCUGCCAAAGCUGGAGGCCAUUGUGCGCAAGGAAGGAGUCAAGAGAGUUGAGUGA
Messenger RNA from Colletotrichum siamense, 900 nucleotides. RefSeq names its product NADPH-dependent 1-acyldihydroxyacetone phosphate reductase (gene ayr1-1). Gene Ontology annotation, biological process: phosphatidic acid biosynthetic process; triglyceride catabolic process. Gene Ontology annotation, cellular component: lipid droplet; endoplasmic reticulum. Gene Ontology annotation, molecular function: acylglycerone-phosphate reductase (NADP+) activity; triacylglycerol lipase activity. The transcript is spliced from 4 exons. The record is from RefSeq and is a predicted model, not a curated record. Lineage: Eukaryota; Fungi; Ascomycota; Sordariomycetes; Glomerellales; Glomerellaceae. Bases 1 to 900 code for a protein of 299 amino acids.